AUGCUGUCGUUUGAGGAGAGGAUAAGGAGGUAUGUCAAGAAGAGCAAGAACAAGACCAUCAAGAAAGAUACAUUGGAUUUCAUAUCUGAAAUAUUGAAGAGAUUUCUGGAUAGAUUGAUUGACAGGAGCUUGCAGAUUAUGGAAGAGUGCAGAAGAAAAUCAUUCAAGGGACGGGUUAUCUGUAAUGGGACUGUAUACAUGAUCCCAACAUUCCUAAUAGAGUUUGGUGUAUCUCAGCAUACCUGUGAUGUAACAGCAUCCUAUGAGCGCAUGUUGGAAAAGGGACUUACAGAACUUGAGGCACUGAAGAGGGCAAGAGGGAUGGCAUUCAAUGUUGACAUGUACAAGGAAAUAAUAGAGAGCAAAGCCAAGAAUAAUAUCAGAGUGAAGAUGGAUGCCUACAUUGUUCUUGAUGCUACAAUGAAGUAUGCUAUAAACACGCUGUUCGAUGAGAUACAGAGUGGAUGCAGCAGAUCCGAUGUGAGCGAUGCCAUCAUCAGAGAGAUGCUCUUGAGAUACAUCUUGGGCCCAUUCAUAGAUCUAAAGCCAACACCAUACAAGAGAACAAGAAUAGUGAGUGAGUAUGACAUAUUGGAUGAUAAGAGCCAAGAUCAGCUGAUGAAGAAUAAUCACCAUGAUAUGAUUAGAUUGGGCAGAGGGACCCAUGCAAUGAUAAAAGAGAAUGUUGUGGCAUACAUGGAUGAGGUCAUGAGAGCAGUAUUGGAUGUGAGCGAGGGGAAAGAGGUCCUGGGUGUAGAGGAUUGCAUAUCCGGGAUCAAUCAGAAGAACAUACGCAUAGAGAUGGUAAAUGAUAUGAGAAUUGUUAUAGAGAAUGCAAAGAAGCACAAAUAUGGUUAUACUCCAGAAUCAUAUGAGGAAUUGAAGUCAUUUACAGAUGAGAUCCUGAAGACAUAUGGAUGUGAGGUCAUAUUGGAUGAGGAGGCAAAAUGGUUGAUUUAUUGUAUCUACAAGGAGUAUCUGUUCAGAUUGUUUGAAGCCAUAACGGAUAUAGUGUUGAUGGAGAAUUUGGAUGUUGCAAGGAGAAAAGAUGUGAUGUUUGUCAUAGAAUGCCAAAAAUAA
Guillardia theta CCMP2712 is the source of this 1080-nucleotide messenger RNA. RefSeq lists its product as hypothetical. The record is from RefSeq and is a predicted model, not a curated record. The coding region runs from base 1 to 1080 and encodes 359 amino acids. Lineage: Eukaryota; Cryptophyceae; Pyrenomonadales; Geminigeraceae. The transcript has a single exon.